This is a messenger RNA of Onychostoma macrolepis, 2731 nucleotides long. RefSeq names its product THAP domain containing 12b (gene thap12b). The transcript has 5 exons. The record is from RefSeq and is a predicted model, not a curated record. NCBI's taxonomy places the organism in Eukaryota, Metazoa, Chordata, Actinopteri, Cypriniformes, Cyprinidae. Bases 168 to 2411 code for a protein of 747 amino acids.
CUGAUGCAUUGUGGGAUUGAAACGAAUUGCAUUGUGGGUUGGCACGCCAUCAAUACUACUGUUUCAUACUUGCGCGCCUUGUUCAUUUUUGCAGUGUUGCAAUGAUUGUAUUAGUGACACCCUAACUAAUAAGAGUGUCUAGAGAGCUUUUGAACAUUAAAUGCACAAUGCCAAAUUUUUGUGCCGCUCCGAACUGUACCAGGAAAAGCACCCAGUCCGAUUUAGCUUUCUUUAGGUUUCCAAGGGAUCCAGAGAGAUGUAGGUUGUGGGUGGAGAACUGUCGCCGGGCAGAUCUGGAAGAGAAAACUCCCGAUCAGCUGAACAAGCACUACCGACUGUGUGCGAAGCACUUUGAACCAGCCAUGAUAUGCAAAACUAGCCCUUACAGGACAGUAUUGAGGGACACUGCUAUCCCCACGAUUUUUGAUUUAACCAGCCACCUCGGCAAUCCUCACAGCAGACAUCGCAAACGCAUCAAAGUUCUGACAGAUGAAGAGGUUCAGAAAAUCAAAGAAAGACGAUUGGAGUCUUCAAUUGAACAACUACUCUCGAAAAAAGACUGCGACGCUCAGGAUGACAGCGAGAACACUGACGACGUCCCUCAGCUGACGCCCGAGCAAAAAGACCUGAGAGAGUUCCUACGGUCUUCCUUUGAAGUCAUGGUUUUGAUAGGAAGGCAAAACUUUCCUUUCAGUUGCAACGCAAGAGAAGAUGAGAUGCGCUCUGAGGAGGAAAGGUUCUUAACUACAGGUAACUUUCAAGCACUAAUUGAGAACCGUAUCAACGCGGGUGAUGAAUUUCUUCGGAGGAGAUUCGAGACGGCGGCUGUUAAUGAAGAAUAUUGUUCGGCCAUCCAGCAGAGGCAGCUUCUGGAGGUCUGCGAGAGAUGCGUGCGUGAGGAGAUCCUUCAGCAAGUCCGAGAAUGUCGCUUCUUUUCCAUCGUCACUGGGGAGUUAGUGGAGUUCCCAGAAGGAGAGCACCUGCCUGUAUUCCUGCGCUUUGUUGACCAAGCCAACACUCUUAGAGAAGAGUUCAUAGAGUUCCUCUCGUUUGAAGGAGAGGAGGUCGCUGUCGCUGAGAGGUUGGAGUCUCAGUUGACAAAAGGAUGGGGCUUGAGUAUGGAGCACUGCAGAGGACAAGCGCAUGCGGGAUCUGGGAUACUUGGCACCAAGAUGAAAGUCAUUGCUGCCCAGCUCAAGGAGAAAUAUCCCAUGGCGGUGAUCACACCAACUUCCACCUGUGCACUUAAUGUUCAUCUUGCUAAUGGCAUGCCAUUGACUGGAGUGCAAGAUGUGAUGUCCAUUCUGAAGAAGACGAAUGCGUUUUUUAAAGCAUCUCCGUUGCUGCAGAGCGAACUUGAUAAUGCUAUCUCCAUCCUGUGUCAGGGAAACAUAGAAAAAGAGAGCAUUCUCAAAGAGGGCUCUCGAUCAACCUGGACAGAUCUUCAUAAUGUGUUCGAGAUGGCCGUCGAUUUGAUGGAGCCGCUUCUGCUGUGUAUGGACAGCAUACACGACAAUGAGGAUCUGAAGUGGAACGACCAAAUCACCAGUGAUGCUUACGCCAUUUCUGAGGCCUUGGCGGACUUUGAGUUCAUCGUGACCCUGGUUAUUUUAAAGAACGCAUUGUCUUUUACGAGAGCUUUUGGUAAGAACCUACAAGGAGAAACCAUUGAUGUGUUUUUCGCUGCCAACAGCCUGACAGCAGUACUGCAUUCCUUGCACGAGGUUUUGGACAAUUUGGAAGUAUACCAUGAAUUCUGGUUUGAAGAGGCUGUCAGUUUGGCGACUGCAAUGGAGAUCCCGGUGAGAGUCCCGAGGUUGUUUCUUCGGAAGCAACAGGCGGUGGAGACCAUGGAAAUACAGGCGGAGUCGUUCUUUAAGGAGUAUCUUACACUGCCGGUUAUGGAGUACAUCACGCAGGAGGUCAAGGAGAUCUUCUCUGAGAAUCAUCUCAAGGCGCUCAAGUGCUUGUCUCUCGUCCCCGCGGUCAUGGGACAAAUGAGGUUCAAUACCUCUGAGGAGACCCAUGCGGACAUUUACAGGAGCGAUCUGCCCCAUCCGGACACACUGCCUGCUGAACUGCAUUGUUGGAGGAUAAAAUGGAAACACAGAGGAAAGGAAGUAAGCUUGCCGUGCACCAUUCACGAAACCCUUCAGCACUCCGAUGUGAAGUUCUUCCCUAAUGUUAAUGCGUUUUUGAAAAUAUUAGCCACGUUGCCGGUGCUGAAGCUUGAUGGGAGUCAUGGUGAAACCGCACAAAGACGUUUACAAGCUUACCUCAUGGACACUGCGGUAAACCAAAGAUGUAAGAAUCUGGCUGUGCUGAACAUCAAUUAUCAUAUAAAGACGGACCUGGAAGAAAUGGUUCAGUGUUAUUUAAAAACCUACCCAGAAGAAUGUGAGAGUGAUUAACAGGUAAAGCAUAGACUCUCCAAGUUUCGACUGCAAAAAUCUUUGAGCUGUAAGUUGUGUAAUUGUUUUGCAUAAUACAGUGCCAAAUGUUUAUUUUCAUGUGUCUUUUGCCCCUGAAGAAAUAUAGUACUAUUUUUACAUUUGUGAGGACCGUCAAAAAAAUUCACCAUGUUAGUAUCUGCAAUUUGCUGAGUGGUCUUGCAUUUUGUAUGCUUGACUUUUUUGACUUGACAAAAAUGACUUUGAAAAUCAGCCAUUAAAGACACCUUUGCAUUUGUAUAAACUGAUCCGAAGUGUAAAUAAAAUGAAAGUACUUUUGA